CGACAGCAGGGUAUUUGUCAUGGCGCUCUCAUUGAAGUGGUGGUUUAUGUUGCUUCUUGGCGUUGGUGCAUUGGCCACGCAGGCCCCAAAAGUUGGUGCCAUUGAAGCAGGAGCUGCUGCUGAAGAGAGGGCCUUCACCAUUGAAAAUGAUGCAUUUCUUCGUGAUGGCGAAGAAGUACAGCUACUGGCAGGCUCCAUCCACUACUUCCGGGUACACCCUCAGUAUUGGGAGGACCGCUUGCGUCGGCUGCAGGCCCUUGGUCUAAACACCGUCCAGACAUUGAUUCCCUGGAAUGUACAUGAGGGGGCAGAGGGAGACUUCAUUUGGGAAGGGCCUGCCAAUCUGGAAGCGUUCCUUCGUGUCGCUCAGCGCCUGGGGCUGAUGGUCAUGCUGCGCCUGGGACCCUACAUCUGUGCAGAGCAUGAGUUUGGUGGUUUCCCCGCCUACCUCCUCACUCAAGGCCCCAUGCAGUUGCGCUCAUCGGACCCUCGCUACCUGGCAGCAGUGGACCACUGGUGGGGCGAGCUGCUGCCGCGCGUCAAGCCCCUGCUGUGGCACAACGGCGGCCCUGUCAUCAUGGUGCAGGUGGAGAACGAGUAUGGCUGGUUUGGGCGCGACCAUGCCUACAUUGAAUACCUGGUAAAAGCGGCUAGAGAGGCCCUGGGACCGGAGAUCAUUGUGUACACCACUGACACCGCCACCAAGUGGGCCCUGGAUGGGGGCACUCUUCCCGGGGACCAGGUCUACACAGUGGUUGACUUCAAUGUGUAUGCGGACCCGAUGGACGCGUUUGCCCUGCAGCGGCAGUACAACGCACCUGGCAAGUCACCACCCAUGACAGCUGAGUUCUACACUGGGUGGCACACCCGGUGGGGGGAGCCGCUCUCGCAUUCGGACCCUACGGUGGUGGCAGCGGGGCUGGAGAGGAUCCUAGCUGUCAACGCCUCCAUCAGUCUAUAUAUGGGGCAUGGCGGGACCAACUUCGGCUUUAACAGCGGGGCCAACAUCUUCUCCGAGAACGACUACCGCCCCGUCAUCACCUCUUACGACUACGGUGCGCCGGUCAGCGAGGGGGGGGACACGGACCUGCUGCCUCUCUACAAAGUUCUGCGUGCUGCUUUCGCUCGACAUGCCACUUCUUCUCUUCCGCCGCUCCCUCCCCGGACCCCUAAGGUCGAUUAUGGCCGGUUGCCCCUCCGCCCUGCGGCCUCACUAUUGGAGGAGGUCGCCGCCCUUAGCACGGUCCCGCAUGGACUUAUCAUGACCACCCUAGCAUUCAUGGAGAACUGGAACCAGAGCACUGGUUUCGUGCUGUACACCACGGAGCUCCCUGCGGCGGUGCACGCCGGCAGCUGGCUGCUGCUGGAACAGGUCCACGACCGCGCCCAGGUGUUCGUGAGGGACGGCGGCGAGCGCACGUUUGUGGGCACGGUGGCGCGCUGGGCCCCGCGCACGCUGUACCUCUCGGCCGCCGUCGCAGUGCCGGGGGCCACGCUGGAGAUCCUGGUCGAAAAUAUGGGCCGGUCCAACUUCGGCGCCUACAUGUGGGACCCAAAGGGCGUGGCUGCGGUGCUGCUGGACGGGAUCGCCCUCUCCUCCUGGUGCGUCUACCCGCUGCCGCUCGCCUCGCUGGACGGCAGCAGCCUGCCCGCCGGCCCUCCCCGCUCAUCCUUUGUCGCCAGCAGCGUCACAUACGGGGCAGUGGCCGCCACCGGAGCUGCCAACUGGCGGCCCGAUGAGCAGUGGGACCGCGCGGCGCGGGAGCAUCUGCAUGCGAGCACGCCUUCGGGGCUGCCCGCCAUACAAGCGGCGCUGGAGUUGCAGCAUGCGGCGGCCUCCAGCGUGGACAGCCCCACCCUGUUCCACGGCGUGUUCAACAUCUCGAGCUCUGUGAGCGGUGCCCACACGUGGCCCGCCGACACGUUCCUGGAUACGAGCGGCUGGGGCAAGGGGGUCGCCUGGAUUAACGGGUUCAACCUGGGGCACUACUGGCCGACUGCCGGGCCACAGUGCACACUGUACGUGCCGGGGCCAAUUUUGAAGCACGGCGAAAACGAAUUGGUUCUUUUGGAGCUGGAUGCAUCUCCUGCGAGCCACGAAGUUGUCUUCGUGAAGCAACCCACCUACUCGUGUACUGGAAGCAAGGCGCCUUUCGCAGAGCGCGCACCAGAAAUUUAGCCGGCGAGCGCCCUGAAAUUAUGGGGCCGUCAAAGUGACAUCUGAAAAACUCUUGACUUACUGUUGUUGCUGCGCAUGUAUCAUACCAUGUUGAGGUGAUUUUUGGAUCCUGAACUAUGAAACCAAGGAUACCGCCAACGGUUUCAAAAAGACAAUGCAGGCCGGCCUUCAUGCAUCCACUGAACGAAUUUACGAAGCCCUGGAGCUCUUUCCUUGUGUAAGCUUAGUAGGUGCUUGCUAGUGCAGGGUUGCAUGCGCCCCACCAGGGUACAUGCUCAACUAUCAUUACC
Klebsormidium nitens is the source of this 2469-nucleotide messenger RNA. Lineage: Eukaryota; Viridiplantae; Streptophyta; Klebsormidiophyceae; Klebsormidiales; Klebsormidiaceae. The record is from the annotation of a GenBank genome assembly.